Messenger RNA from Suillus subaureus, 597 nucleotides. RefSeq lists its product as uncharacterized. NCBI's taxonomy places the organism in Eukaryota, Fungi, Basidiomycota, Agaricomycetes, Boletales, Suillaceae. The transcript has 5 exons. The coding region runs from base 28 to 378 and encodes 116 amino acids. The record is from RefSeq and is a predicted model, not a curated record.
AAUUUGAUUCCACUUCACUAUACCAUCAUGUCCUCUCCCCCCAAAGACAAUACCAGUCCUCCUUCAAAGGUCGUUGAACCAACCAAGGUCAACACCGCACCACAACAAGCUUCCACUUCGCCUGGUGACGGGGCUCGUAUUCCCGCGGACCAAAUUCGCAAUCCCUCCGAGGUCGAUCGCAAUGACCCCAAUAUAAACGUGGUAGAGAUCCCUGCAGAGAAAAAACAGUCCCCUUCCUUCAAAGAACAAGUAUUUGGUUAUGCCAAGGUCAUCCGCGGAACGGCUCUUGGUAAAUCAGACGUCAAGGAGCACGGGGAACAAGUGUUGCGAGGUGAAGAAACCAUUCCAACAAAACGCCGAGGCUCGACUUCGGAUUGAUAUGUAUCUCGGUCGUGUCGCUUAGUUUCCUUGUACUCUAUCCGUCACCGUGCACACGCCGUAUUGUAUAGUAGGACAUUCAAUGUAAUAUAUUUAUCGAUGAGGAUUUAUCUUCCCACCGAACCAGUAAUAUACGAGAUCUCCCGAAUGUUCAAACGUUCAAACUCCACGCUCAACUGCUUCAGGGAUACCUUGAAAUAGGUGGUCCCUUUGAUUAUU